This is a messenger RNA of Penicillium waksmanii, 918 nucleotides long. RefSeq lists its product as uncharacterized. The transcript has a single exon. The coding region runs from base 1 to 918 and encodes 305 amino acids. NCBI's taxonomy places the organism in Eukaryota, Fungi, Ascomycota, Eurotiomycetes, Eurotiales, Aspergillaceae. The record is from RefSeq and is a predicted model, not a curated record.
AUGGAACCACUUCGGUUCAAGAAAUAUACAGACGAAUGCUGCAAGAUAAUAGAGGUGGAAUUAGAAUCUGCCACCGAUGUCUUUCUUGUUCAUUUGGUUCGUACUAUGCAUCUUGCCGAUAGAAUUGUUCACACAAUUUGCUUCGAUGAGUUCGAUUACCCGGGGCUCUCAGGUCCGCUGGGCUUGAGUAUACGAGGCUUCGAGCCUGACCUCCGAAAGAUGAAAACCUCGUUCUCCUGCGAGUCACCUUAUUCAAGUAAGCCUUCUAGUCCAUUUUUGACUCGAAUACCACCUCAUACUAUAUACAACGCAGAUAUACUCAAUCUCCAUUACGAUACAUUGGAAAUACUAUUAUAUCAAGUUGCUCUCAGCGAGGAACUUUCAGAUGCUGAGUGUAGUGGCUAUACUCUCACACGGUUGGACAUUCUCUUCCGCUGCCUUCAAGCGACAAAGUCAUUUUUCAAUGGUUUCAAUUCACUCUCGUCUCAUUGUUUUACCUAUUUACCUUUCACUAUCUGGUGUCAAUUUGGCCACGCGGUCGUCGCCCUUUCUCGUUUAAGCCUGUUCCAGAGCGAAAUCGGAUGGGACCUUGAAUAUGUGCAGAAUACAAUUGACUUUAAUCAAACGAUCGACCGACUAAUGCACAAACUCGAAGGUGCUCGACAGCUCAUCGAGCGAGAAUCUGGCCCACAGCCCACAGCUCAAUUACCCGAGGCCUUUGGGAGACUUUCAAAUAGGAUGCGCCUCAUGAAAGAAUGCCAUCGCCAAAGGAAGGAGGCCUUAGACAAAUCCCGGUCCCAAGAAAUACCAGACCCGGCUGAUUUUGACCUCCUGUUCAACAUGUCGUUAGAUACAUACUUUCCGUUUGACGAUUUUCUGGCGCUCGGCGAAGGUGCGGAAAUCCCACAGAAUUUGUAG